AUGCAUCAAAGAAUUGUUCGACGAAUUUUAUUGGUGUUAUGUUUACUUUUGAUUUAUAAUGAAGUACAAGGGAAAAAAAAGUUAACCAUGUUGGAAGACAUGGAGUUAGAAAAACAACUAAAAUUUUUGAACAAGUCAACAAUCAAAACAGUUAAGACUAAAUUUGGAGAUACAUACGACUGUGUUGAUUUCUAUAAACAACAUGCUUUUGAUCAUCCAUUACUGAUGGACCAUAAUUUUCAUCCUAAGAUGAAACCUACUUUAUCUAAAAUAAAACAAAAUUCAUAUGCCUCAACAACUAGUAGGUUAUCGACAAUAUGGUCAAAUGAUGGAAGUUGUCCUUCUGGAACUGUUCCAAUUAAGAGAACUACAAAGGAUGAUCUUAUAAGACAAAGAGAUAUGCCACCGCCAGAACCUGCCUACUUCGACGACGAAUUUGUAGGCAGUAAUAACAAUAGUGAGCAAAUCAAAACAAGCUACAAUAUGCCUUCUUAUGGAUAUAAGCGUGCAAUAGCUCAAGCCCCAAAAGAUCCAAAUACAAAGUUUACUGGAGCUGGAAUGGCAACUAAUGUGUACAAUCCUCAUGUUGAAGGCAAACAACAUAGUGGUUGUCGAUUAAGAAUUCAAAAAGGAACAGAUAUUUUACAAGUUGGUUGGAGAGUAGAUCCAACACUAUACGGGGAUAAUAAAACGAGACUUUUUAUACAUUAUCAGGCAGGUAAAUUCAAUUGUUUCAAUACAUUAUGUCCGGGCUUCGUACACGUAAACAACAAACUACCUCUUGAUGUCUCAUUGGAGGGAAUUCUUUCGCAACGUGGAGGGCCGAAAUCGGACUUAUUAUUGUACAUUUAUAAGGAUCCAGACGAUGGAAACUGGUGGCUUCUAUUAGGAGAAGACUAUAAACAAAUUGGUUUUUGGCCGAAUAUUAUCUUCAAAGAGUUGACAAAUUUUGCUACAAAUAUAGAGUGGGGAGGAGUUACGUAUAAUCCACCAGGUGUACCUGAACCUCCGAUGGGCUCAAGCUAUUUUCCCGUUGGAAAUUCUAGUUUUGACGGAUUUUGUAGAAGCAUUACAGUUUCAGAUCAGAAAGGAGAUUCGGUUGGAAUAGAUAAUUUAAUUUGGCACACUGAUAAUAUUUUUGCGUACAAGGUUGUAUUUAAAAAUAUUUUGGAAGGUUCAGACUCUUUUACUUAUGUUCUUUAUGGUGGACCUGGUAACAAAGCACAAAUAUAA
This is a messenger RNA of Solanum pennellii, 1233 nucleotides long. RefSeq lists its product as uncharacterized. The record is from RefSeq and is a predicted model, not a curated record. The coding region runs from base 1 to 1233 and encodes 410 amino acids. The transcript has 8 exons. Lineage: Eukaryota; Viridiplantae; Streptophyta; Magnoliopsida; Solanales; Solanaceae.